Messenger RNA from Porites evermanni, 10987 nucleotides. NCBI's taxonomy places the organism in Eukaryota, Metazoa, Cnidaria, Anthozoa, Scleractinia, Poritidae. The record is from the annotation of a GenBank genome assembly.
AUGGCGACUGACGGAUUUUUGUCGCAUCGUUCUGAUCGCUCUGCCACGAGUAGCUACCAAAGAACGGAACAAAUUUCACUCUCAAGCUCUCGUGGAUGGGGAAAGCAAGCAGCUCAAAGACUGAACACAAAGGAUCAAUUCAAAAACGACCCUCUUCUACGAACUUUGGAAGGAAAAAUUGCUGUCAAUUUCGGUGACUACAAGCCAUGGCAACGGACAAAUUUGUCAAAAUUUCCCAGGGAAUCCACAGGUAAGAAGAGAAGCUCUAGUCGCCCUUUAUCUGGACUGACUACAGCGUCCGUUGGAAGUGGUCCUGCUUUUGCAAGGGAAGAAAGUAUGAAGAUGCCAGUUCGGCCUUUCAGUGCUGCUACAAGUACGGCUUGUUCAACGGUUUGUAAUCACCCAUGGACAAAGAAACCGCCUCAAGUGGACGAUGCUGAGGAGAAAAGGAAGCAGAAUUUAUUAGCGAUAUUAAAGGUAAUGGCAUCUUAAGUUCAGGUCCUCUGCUUCGUCUCAGAUGAAACUUAGUAAACCAAUUUAUUAAUAAUUAUGUUUUAUUCCACCCCCACCACCCUUUCCAGCCUGCAAAUCAGUAGAAAACUAGUACAGUGGAACCCCGCCAUAACGAAGUGCCACAGUACCAAAAAAAUUGUUCGUUAUUGUGGGGUCUUCACUACAAAUUAUCUGGUUAAAAGCAAAGAUAUUAGUUACAGUGGGUUAAAAAUUUAGUAAAUUACAAUUACCAAAAAUUCAAUACUGCAAUUACCAGAUAAAGGCUGUUAAUCACUAGCGACGGAGUUGGCGUCAGAGUCGCAAUCAGAAGAGUAGAGCUUAUGAUCUAGUGAAAACAGUAUUCUGAUUCCGCUUACAACUCCGUCGCUUACGCUCCACUUAUGAUCUAGUGAAAACCAGGUUGUCGGAGUCGGAAGCAGAAGCAAAAGAACCAAACUAAUCACAAAGCAUGGGAAUGUGCUUUGUGAUUGGUUUAUCCUUCCGCUUGUGCUUCCGACUCUGACAAUCUGGUUUUCACUAGAUCAUAAGCGGAAUGUAAGCUACAGAGUCGUAAGUGGAGUUGGAAGAAAGGGAAACGUUGUGAUUCUUCUGACUCGGAUUCUGUCGUGCCUAUGACUCCGCUUACGAUUCCGAUUUUUUGAUUUUCACUGGGUCAUAAGCGCUCUUACGACUGCGCUUACGACUCCAUCGCUAGUGAAAACUAGCCUUAAGGAAGACGUGCCAGCACACUGAAGCAGAAAUUCAACACUACAAUAGUGCAGUGCACAUACUUGUCAAAACCGGAAUAAAGCAAGCUGUGAUUUCUAGUCAAAUAUAUUGUUUUUACUGACUGCUGGGAGCGACUGGACAAAAUAUGUCACCAAAAUGCAUUGACCCAGAGGGCCUGGAAAGAUGCCGUACAGGGACCAGGUGAUGUCCACCCAUCAGUUCACACCACGGCUACCAAUGUGAAAUUUUACACUUUUUAGCUAGUGUUGGAGCCUGCAACCUGAUACUGCACAUCCAUGUUGUGGUUAAUUGAAAGCUGUCAAAACAGGGUAUCCGCUGACCCAGUUUCACGUGAAGAUAUCACUGGCUCAGGUAUCAAACCAUCAAGGUUACGUGGUUUUUUGAAGUUAUUCCCUGACUAGUUCCUAGUUUUUAACUGAUCGCAGGCCAAACUCCAAGUGGAUUUCUUUGCAGUGGUUACAAGUUCGCUGUUUGAAGUGAAUUCUAAAUUUAUAAAUGGAAGCUUUACUUUAAGCCUUGGGUAAAUCUACAUAUUAAAGUAGACUCGUAAAGCAACAGCCUUCUAUAACAGCAUUAUAAAGUGACUUUUGUCUUAACAAAAAUAGUAUUGAAUUUUUUCUACAUCAGAUUCAGAUAAAAACAAGACAGAAGUCCAUAGCAGAAUAUGAAAACAGGAAGAGAGAACUGUAUCCUUUCUGUGUGAUAUUAAAAAGUAAUAUUACAGUGAGUGCCCGAAGGGUGGGGGCACUCAAGAGAAGCUUUGGUGGAGGUAUGACACUGAGGCUCUCAAAUCCUGACCCUUUUUAAGACAACAAUCUUUCAUUUUUUUCAGCUAGGGCAAGAGACCUAAUUUCAUUUCCCUGAGUCAUCUCCUUUUGCACACAAAAUUAAUUACCAGGUAUUAUUAUUUUUAAACUAACAUCAUGGAAUUAGUUUUAUUUGAAAAAAGAAAACAUUGUAGUGUCGGUAAGCUUUGCAUUGUCUAAGAGUUAUGUUAUGUUGACAAUAGUUGACAAAAAAUGAGAGUAAUUGACCUCUGUUAUUUUGCGUGAUAUCAUUAAGCUGUUUAUCUAUUAGUAAUUUCCGCAGACAUUUCCGGAGAUAAACCUAGUGAUUAAUCGAACCAAUCACGAACGACUAGGCGGUUUUUUCUUAAAUCAAUCCUUGUGUAACUGAUCGGAUGCGGGUUAAAAAAGAAAAAGGACAAUUGAGAUAGAAAGAGAGUUGAGUGGAAGCGAACAUGUUUGUUGUAAAAACUAAGAGAUCGUGGUUUAUAUUGGAAUAAAACGUGGAAAUCUACUUUAUCGUGACUUUUGUUGGAGAGCACUGUUCUUGGAGGCGAACAAAUCUCCAAAGUAGGCACCGGGCAUAUAGACUAUACUCUUUUAAAGGCUUCUAUAUUCCAAGAAGACACCCUAUUCAAGACACUAAAUAGUGAAAUAAUAAUAAUAUUAUUAUUAUUAUUAUAUACCCUGUUUAAGAGUCAAGACUCUAAAAUUCACACCCUGUUCUGUGGCACAGACCCAUUAAGGCAAAAUAGGGGGAUAAACCCCCCCCCAAAUGCACACACACAUACAUCCUGGAACAGUGUAACUGUAUCAGAAAUAAUCUGAUUUUAUAACCCAUCCAAACUGAUCAUGGAGUAUGAUUGCAAAAAUCUCUCUUUAAGAAUGCUACGUCAUAUUGAUGUUCACCCUUGUGCAAGUCAAAGAAAUGUAAACUUAAGUUAAGUUUUCUGAUACCAUCAUAGAACUUAACACAAUUAUGUGCAUGUAGACAUGUAACUAAUAUUAUUUCUUUGCACAAACGACACACGUUUGAACUGUUUGUGUCAAUUGCUGACAUAAGCACUGUUUAUGCGCGAGUCCUUGGCUGUGAAAAUAGACUGUUAGAGAACAUGAAAGUGGUUGAUCAAAUGGAAUCUUCUGAAAAUCAGAUUGUAAGUUUAAAAAGGAUGUAAAACAUGAUUGCUAAAUAAAUUCCUGGAUUGAAGACUUAUGUAAAUCUUAGGUGUAUGAUUGUGGCAUUCAAGGAACAUAAUUAAUGCCCAUUUCUUUUAAUUUAAUGUCCAGGCCCUGGUUCCUGGGAAGAUGGUAAAUUUUAACCCAGGAUUAAGCAAAAUUUUAAGCACAGUUUUCUUGCUUAAAGCAUGUAACUCAAGCUUACAAAAUACUGUUGAGCCUCUACUCUGAGACACAAUGAUUUACCCAAAAUGUUUCUCUAAGCAAUGUAUAGGAAAUUAAAUAACAAAAGUGAAGCAAGAAUAUCUUAAUCCUGGAUAGUGCUAAUUGGCCUUUCAGGAACCGGGCCCACUGCCCUGGUAUUCUGCUUCGUUAAUUAUUAAAAAGCUUAGUUCUGGUUAGAAAAUGUACAAUCCCUGGCUACUUUUUGACAGCCCUGAAUCUUUCUUCAAGGAAAAUCAAUAAGGGAAAUUUAAACCAAAUUGAAAGAAGUUUAAAUGAUAAUUAGAACAAAGCAGUCAAAAAAUUAAGUAUAAAUUUAUUUUUCUAAAAUGACCAUACUUUACACUAUAAACUUAUACAAUAACAAGUUACCUACAUUUAGUUAAAGCUUCCUAGUGUUAAAACUUACCUACAAUAUAUAUUUUAUGUUACAGCAUGGAGAUGUUAAAACAUUGCUUCAAAAAUAUGAAAGAUUUAGAGUAAGUAUAUUUGUUGACGUUUCCAGCAAUGCCUCUUUUUUUGCCUGCUUGAAUGCUCAGCAGUAUUUGAUUUCAGACUAGAAUAUCUGGGUUAAAGACAUGAUGUCACAUUACCAAUGGUAGCAAACUCUCUAGAUCACAACAAAGGAAGCUUAAGCAACUAUGCAACAGCAACAAGAAAACAAAAAAUUAGAAAAACAAUGUGCAUCGCGCAGCCAUAGUUGCGCGACUACGACAUGAAACUUCCUAAUUUCAUGCGCCCGUUUUAUGGAGUAGGUGAACACAUCACAAUUUUUUUUUCUGUAUCUAUAAACUUAGAUACAGUCCUUUCUUUCUCUAAAUUUUGGAAAUCCAAAUAGCUGUUUCUUCUGAAACAAUAUCGGAUUAUUUUUAAGAUAACUUAUGAAAAUGGAAGGUCAAUUAGCAUCAUCAGCAGUUUGACUUUUUCGAUAUACAUAAAAAUUAUUACCGAUACUAAUUAUAGGAAGCUACCAAAUGAACUCAAUCAACCAAUAAAAUGCCAUGCGAAAGUCAAUACUUAGAUGUUUAACUAUCUGAUCUGAGAAAUAUUUUUACGGAGCUGUAUCUUCAUUAGUUUUCAACAAAUCACUUUCAAACUUGGCAACUUUACUAAUUAUUUUAAGGUGUUCUUUCCAGCCAUGUUAGUGGAUUUUAUCUAACUGAUUCAAGUCAAAAGUUGAAAAAACCGUGGAAAUGUCUAUCCUUCAUCAAAUAUUGUAUAUCUUGCCUCCAGGGUGCCAUGUCAACACUAAAUGAAAAGUUUGGGGAGGAUCUUGUUGUUACAAAGAGGAGACUUGAAGAAACAAGGAUGCUGGUCAAUAAGGAAAUUGCAGGUGCAUUAAAAUUAAUUUGAAAUAGUUUCAUCCUGUAGAAAAGAAAUUCAAAUCACUGAAAAGUCCAGAUUUUGUCACUACAUUUUUACUACCAGAGCUUGCUCACAAACUGAAUACCCUUUUCAUGAUUCUUUUCACUCACGUGGCCAGCAGCAAUGCAAAACUAUUGAAGCAAAAGAAAGUUUUUACAUAAGAAAAAACAGUCUAACUCCCUCAGGAUUGAUUUGGGACGACAACAUGGGCCCCUGUAUCACAGGACACCAAUAAUGAAUAUGGCAGACGUGACAUUAUGUGACAAUGUUCUAUAAGAGUUACAUGUAACAUGUCUGUGACUUAUUUCCCCACCCCCAAAUGUACCAUAUAUUUAAUAUUAGCAGCUAUAUUCUUGAAGCUGUGCUCUGUCCUAGAGGGUGGGGGGAGUUCCUUUGGAAUCAAUCAAUCAAUCAAUCAAUCUUUGGAAUCAAUCAAUCUUUGUGUCUUGAUUUACGUAAGGAUUUUCUGGACCAUUCAAAACAAUAUGAACAAGAUAAUUCAUGGAAAUGCCCGCAUUUCCUGACAGCAUAGUUAUUUCUUUUAUUGUGGCUUAUAUAAGAAGUUAAUUUUGAAGGUUUUUUUCUAAGUUCAUGCAUGUGCAUCAUGUCAAUUCUCUAAGGUUUCAAUAUUAUUUUUCUUUUCAGAAUUGCAGCUCCAACUGAAUGUUAUGGAUAAAAAACUAACGCAGAAAAAUGAAGAAAUGAAUAUCUUAUUAAACUACAAGGUAAGUCAAAAGGGGGGGAAAUGGUUUUCAAGUCGAGAGAUUUGAAUUAUUUCUUUGUACAAAGUAUCUAAAUAAGAUAAUUUAUGACUUUUAAGCUCUUAAACAUACUAUCGUUAGCAUACUGUCUUAAACAUUACUAUUGUUAACAUUCAAAUGAAGAAAAAAAUGAAUGAUCUGUUGUUUUAACUAAAAAAAUAGCUUGUUUCACAGUAUUAAUUUCUAAAUGAUAUUAUGCAUCAAUGAGCGGCUUCCCCCUGGGGACCACCCACGGGAAUCCAGGGGCAUUUGUCGAGGUUGUCAGCUAUUUGUUGCCCCAGGGUGUAGGGGAAAAUAUUGCUUUUGUUCACAGAGCUUGCAACCCAGGGGGCAGACCCUGGGGAUUUGCUGGUCAGCGGUAUACCCCAUUGACAAUUCCCAGAUAUUGUUUAAGGUGUUCACUUCAUGCCCUUGUCGCACGAGAUUUAGGGCUUGAAUUAACCAAGUUUCGUUUUUGAGGAGUCCAAUCCUGGGUAGUACCCAGUCACCGAAUUUCAUGUACAUCCCAAGGACUCACAGCGCUCAAAAACCAUACAUCCUCAGAAGCCUAUCACCCAUAGGCUUCGGACAUUUUUCUUCCUUUCUUAGAAAGAAAAAGAAAAGAAAGAAAGAGACUUUAUUUACCCAGGGUAAACUACAUUAUUACUGGUAACCCGGUAGUUAACAUAACAGCCCUCAAAACCUUAAAAGAAAGUUUAAAAAAAUAUACACAAUACAACUACUUGGUCAAGUGGAGCCAACUGCACUGAAAUACAACAAACUUUAAAUGAGGGUCUAAGCAAAGCAAAUGGCUGGUUUUCGUACAUUUGUGUGUUAAAGGGAACUCUGGUCUGUAUUGUUGCACCCAGGAGGCUGGGCAUUUGUCAGAAUUCCUCUGCCUUAUACCCAGGGGUUUGGAUGAGGUUUGAAUGGGCAUUUGGACAAAGCCCCCAAGGAGAAGCUGCUGAUUGAUGCAUCAUGUCGAUGUGAAUAUGAUGAGAAUUUGGGGGGGGGAGGGAACCCCCCUAUAAAAAUGACGUUAGUGCUCGUCGUACCUUCUAGGCGUUUAAAUCUGCGGAUUGGUACCACUCAGGGUGCUAGAACCUAAAAUGAGUGUCAGUUAUAUAAUAUUGUUGCUGUUGAUUAUUGGGACCUCCUAGGGGCUGGAAAUGAAUUUGGGGCACGCCUAUAAAACAAGAUUCUGGUACCUUUUAGGGGUGUUGUCGAAAUUUUCCAAUGAGCUCCCCGUCACUUGUUUGGGGAGUAUUCUCCCCUCCAGGCUUAGGGACUCCAAAUUAUAAGUCCAUCGCUCUAAACGCUCGGUCAUCUGCUCCCGUUUCAUUGACAGGACAAGGAAUAUCCUGCCAAAGCACUUCAGAUUGCAAAGUUGAAGAGACAACAGGAAGUUUUAGCAUCAGCUUUUAAGGUUAGUGCUGUACAUAGCUGCCAGCUAGACUGUUCACAGUUUCCUGUUUUUCUGAACAUUCAUGGAAGAUAGUCAGGAUUNUUAGUGCUGUACAUAGCUGCCAGCUAGACUGUUCACAGUUUCCUGUUUUUCUGAACAUUCAUGGAAGAUAGUCAGGAUUGGUAUUGACUCUAACUUGGGGAUGAGUAUAAAAUGUACUAAGGGGGCAGGGGGCAGUUUGGAGGGAUGCUGUUUUUCUCACCUCCCUCCCCCCACCACUAUAAACCUAUGGCCCAUCUCCUCAGUACAUUUGAAAUCAAGAUGGCUGGCCAUAACAGUAAGCACUUGAUCUGCACAAUCUCACGGAAUAAUAGGGGACUGUGAACAGUCUACCUGCCACCUAUUUUUUUAAUCAAAGGGAUGAUGGCUUCUAAUUCUUCUGGUUUCUGUAACAGUUUUUUAAAAUGUGACAGGGUCGUUAGACCUAUGUCCAGUCCUCAACCUGGAGGAAGGACCAGAGGGUCACAGUUUGUGUGGUCUCUACACUUCACCCUGUUCUCAACUAGCCUGCUAGCAAGCUCCCCAUUUAUGGCAAGCAAAGCAAAUUGCAAGUCAGAGAAUGUGCCCCUCACACUCACAUCUCCUUUCGCGUGCUGCUCUUGCAUAACUUCUCGCGACUCCCCCAAAUGGAGAACUUGCUUGCAGGCUAAUUGGCAACAACGAUUUUUAGCACAACACAGCAUUGCAACAUUGUUGUGACAUUGGUUUGAGUGGUUACAACAUUGUUCCACCAUUGCAACACUGUGUUGUGCUAAAAAUCGUUGCUGCGAAUUGACAAUGUAACAUCACCUUUACCUAGACAACCAGUGAUGGUAUCAUUCAACGAUAAUAAUUUACCAGACACAUAACACAUUGCAUGAUGCUAAUAUCACAUUCAUUUGUGUCUGACGUAUAAACUCCUCUAAUCCCUGUUGUUAGGAAAAGAAAAAAGGAAAAAGGCCUUUUUCAAAAUGUUUAUUAUUAUUAAUUUCAAAAUAACUCUGGGAUCAUGAUUUUAGUUUGCUUCUUUCUCAGGAAGAACUGGAAGAGUUACAGGCUGUAGUUGACGCUGAGAGGGAAAAAUUUAGUCAUCAGAGAAAAAGUGUUCAAAGAGAAAUUACAACACGAGUGACUGAGGUACAAUUCGUCUAAUUUUUAGCCCACUUCAAGACAUAUUUCUCACCAGUUUGUACACACUGUGACACCAAUGAGCUAGUUUUCCUACCCCCUUCCCCCCACCCAAUUUUUCCACAUUUUCUUCCCUCUGAUAAUUUGGCAUUUUGUCGUUCUCAAAGUGAUCUACUCUUCUUUUUCAAAAUGAAGAGGGACUUGAAAGAAAUUAAAGUUGAAUUGGAAUGGAUCCCAAGUUGUUGUAAAGAUGCUUAGCUUUUUAGUUAACACUCUGUCAUACUAAUAAAGUUUGACAGGUGAGAAUUCUCGCAAUUUUACUAAUCUUACUUUUUUUUACCUUUUUUAAAACUUUGCCUAUUUUACCGGUCUGAGCAGUAUAUUCGAACCUAUCCCUACAGAUACCUCUGAUAUGAACAUGAACCUCCUCUCAUCUUGGUCCCAAAGAUACCAAACUUCAUACAAUCCCUAACUUUUUUAUAAUACCACGGCGUGAAGCUACUAAUUUUUUUGUAGAUAAAAUGAUCAGUAAACCGCUAACGAAAGUUAAAGGGAAAAGUUAGCUGCCUGUUACGGAUAGACGCUGGCCUUUUGCCUUAAAAGGAAAUACUAAAUCUCUCCAUUGACUAUAUGAUAUGUAAUCCUCAUAAUUUCUUUGCAUAUUCCAUUUUCGAUUUUUCUAGGAUACAAUAAAUGCCAUGGGGGAUGAUAUUAAAGAAAUGGCUUUGCAAAAUAUGAUUAUGAAAAAGGUAAGUACUCGCAAAAGCGCGAGAGGUCUCCUUGUCGGAUUUUGUGACAUGAUACGAUAUGAAACGUCAACAUCCCCCGGGCAAGCCCCCCCCCGCCUAGCCUCCCACGCAGGCGUUUUUUAGGGUGUUUUUGGGGAGGGAUGAAAAACGAGCUCCCCUAAAAACGCCUGCGUGGGAGGCUAGCCCCCCACCCCCCCGGGCAUUUGAAGCCUGUUCAAAUUCGCAUGAUUCCCGACUCCCCUAGCACAAGUGAUGAUCAAAUGCCCGGGGUUUGCCCGGAGGGAUGUGAAAGUUUCGUAUCGAUCGACGCAUAAUCGUUAUUUUAAAUGUAAGAUGAGAAGAUUUAUUGUUUUUUGAUAGGAAGUAGAAAUUCAUCGAAAUGAAGUAAAGUUGCUGGAAGCUAACAAUACCAAAUUAGAGGCUGAAAUCAGGUGAAUGCUAUGUCAGAUUGUUUUUGAGAUCCUUUUAUCGGUUGUUUGAUCUCCGCAUCCACCGUUCAGUAUAUUCAGAGAGUUUUUUCGAAACAUGUCAGAAAAUAAGACUACCUAUUGUAUAAAAUAGUCCAUCAUUCGCACAGCGAUAAUCUUGAUUAGCCAUGCCUUGAAGUGGGGUCCCGUCUACACGCUUCCGUUUUUGUUUGAAAACGAAUAUUUUUUUCUCCUUUUUCAAAAAAAUCCGCGUACUCACGUUGCGAUUUUGAAUCGUGUACAGCAAAACGGUAUUUUCAAAGUCUCCACUCUGGAGAGCGUUUUUGAAAAGAUGCGUUUUCGGUGACCGUUUUCAACGAAUACGUGUGGACGGUAGACCUAACUGGAGAAAAACAUCUCCGUUUUCUCGGGUACAGUGUGAACAUGGGUAUCAGGUCGUUUCGCCCGAAGGUCGAUUGGCCGGUAGCAGUUCGCCCAGGCUAAGUCGAUUCGCCCGAUAAGUAUUUGUCGUUCUUUAAGGCUGAAAAAAAGGAAUAAGCAUGGAAAAACAGUGACUGCACGUGUCCUGCACAUGUGGAAUCCAAGGUUACCUAAAAUAACAUCCCGGAGAAGUGGGUUCACCAUUCUGUAGAGUGUUGUUUGUCAUCGUGCGAUUCGACUUAAGUCCUAGCGAACGCCUUCGGGCGAAACGACUGCUCUGGUACAGUGGAACCUCGAUUUAACGAAUCGUUAUAUAACGAAGUCCUCGAUAAAACGAACGAUAUUCCUAGCCCUAAUAACAGUAAAACAUAUGGAAAGAACCUUGAUAUAACGAAACUUCUUUAUAGCGGACAUAUUUUCGUGCCGGCACGAAAGUCUGUUCGGUAUUGUGAGUGAACGUAGCGUAAACGGCACGUGUUCCACCCAAGGUUGUCAACUUGCUAUGUGAAAUCAUAGCAUGCAUUUCUUUGAACGCAUUAUAACUUUGUGUAAAAACUUUGCAGAGAGAUGCUAGACAGCCAAGCAUUGAAUACACAAGCUCAAAUAUUCCCUGAAGUUUUCGGGAAAAGGGAAAAGUGAGUAUGUUACAAGACAUAACGGACUACAACAUGAUGAACAGCUUUAAGUUGUGUUGACAGUAAUUCGCGCGUCACUUGGUUCAUUAUGAUUGAUCUAUCGGCUUGCGCACGACUUUCUGAACCCAUCGUGACUCGCUCGCACGUUUUGACUCGUGAAAACCCGCUGCCCGCAAUGAAAACGAUAUAUCUUUGUUGUUGCCGAAGUGUUGUCGAAGUGCUCUUAAAAGGUAGAGAUGAACAGCCGCGUGAAAGCUAACGUGAGAUCAAAGAUAGGGAAGGGGCGAGAGAAAAAAGGCAGAAAACCUCGGUUCAGCUUUUGCACGGCUGUAUAUCUUACUUAACGUACUACCAACGAAAAACACCAUAAAACAAACCCGCAAUCUUAGUAUAACAAUAAAACGGAGUAACAAAAAUAUGGAAGCUACUGAUUACGCAAGCUAAACCAUACACGGUAGCUGGAUUUUUUUUUUUUUUUUUGGGGGGGGGGGAAGUUAAAAUAACUAUUUAUUUCAUUGCGUCAAUUCUCUAUUUUCAAAACAAGGUAUUCACGAGUUUCCCAUGGUUUUAACUUUGAUUUUUCUUUCUUUAGGUGUACACCGGAUAUGGAGCUUCAUCUUGACAUACCAACACAUGACUGGCUGCCAAUAUAA